GCUUCCAUUGUCAUGACAGCUUUGAUGACUAAUUCAUUUCUUACUUAUAUAAUUUUCUCCUUUUUGCUUUUCUCUUUAUAUCAUGGUUUCUGCUAUUUUAUCUGAAAACGCUACUACACAAACAAAGUUCAAAUAUGGUAUUGAACUUGAAGAAAACAAACCUGUUGAACCAAAGCCAAAUCAAUCACUUGUCAAGAUUCGAGGUGCUGCUUUUAAUCAUCGUGAUGUUUGGAUCUUGAAAGGCAUGUAUCCCGACAUUAUCCUUGGUUCUGUCCUUGGCUCUGAUGCUGUGGGUUACAUUACGCAGAACGGAACCACGGAGUUGCCUGUGGGGCAGCGUGUCUUGAUCAACCCUGGCUAUGGCUGGGCAUCAGAUCCAAGAGGACCCGAGCACAAGUACUACAUCCUAGGCUUGUUGCCUCAGAUAGGCACUUUUACAGAAGAACCUGUGGCUGUAGAUCAUGAAGAAUUAAUUGCUUGCCCUGACCACCUCUCUGCUGCUGAGGCAGCAUCUUUGCCUUUAGCAGGCUUAACUGCCUACAGAGCCCUUUUCACUCAAGCUUUGGUCAAAAAAGACGAUCAUGUCUUGGUGACUGGUAUUGGAGGUGGUGUGGCUCUGUUUGCUCUUCAGUUUGCUGUUGCUGCUGGUGCUCAUGUCUAUGUUACUUCCUCUAGUCCUGAAAAGAUUCAAAAGGCAAUUGAACUUGGUGCCAAGGGUGGCAUCAAUUACAAAGAUGAAAACUGUGUGGAUACAUUGAAAAAGCUGUUAGAUAACAACAAACUAUCUGCUGUCAUUGAUGGUGCUGGUGGCCCAUUGUACAAUGCUUUCCCUGAUUUGAUGAGAACAGGAGGCAUUAUUGCUAAUUAUGGCCAUACUGCUACUCCAGAGGGUGUUGUGUUUACUAUGGAUCAUGUCCGAGAAAACCUUCAAUUGAAAGGAUCCACGAUGGGCUCAAGAAGAGAGUUUAGAGAAAUGGUCAAGUUUGUCGGUGAAAAGAAAAUCAAGCCUAUUGUAUCUCAUGUAUGGCAUGAACUUGAUGCCAAUUCUUUUGAUCAAGCAGUAGAUAUGAUGAAUCAUGGCCAUCAAUUUGGCAAACUUGUCAUUGAAUUCAAUACUUCACUUGAUAAUGCAACCUUUUAAGUUUUAUGCAAAAUAAAGUGGUCUAAACUAAGAUGACGUUUAUUUUAUUUUA
Gilbertella persicaria is the source of this 1193-nucleotide messenger RNA. RefSeq lists its product as uncharacterized. Bases 83 to 1141 code for a protein of 352 amino acids. The record is from RefSeq and is a predicted model, not a curated record. NCBI's taxonomy places the organism in Eukaryota, Fungi, Mucoromycota, Mucoromycetes, Mucorales, Choanephoraceae. The transcript has 4 exons. Gene Ontology annotation, molecular function: oxidoreductase activity.